AUGCUAAAUUUAAACAUUUUUACUUAAGACUUCAAAUAAUAUUAAAAAAGUGUGAAACAAAUCAUUAAAGAGGCAGUUGAUAAUAAUUCUACUAAAUNCUCAGGUAGUUUCGAUAAGACAAUUAAAUUUUGGGUUAAAUAGAUUGAAUGGAUAAGCUAAUAAACAAUUACUGAUCAUGAAAAAGAUGUAUAUGCAUUAAGUUUAAAUGAAAAAUAAAAUAGAUUGAUUUCUUGUAGUGAUGAUGAUUAUAUAUUUAUAAUAGAAUUUUAUGAGUAAGAUAAACUGUGGAUUGUAAAAUAAAGAAUAAAGUAAAUAAAUUUUGGUAUUAGAUUAUGCUUCAUUAAUGAUAAUUUAUUCUCUUGUCAAUUAUAUUAAAAAGAUUAAUUGUAUAUUUACGAAUUAAAUAAUUCUAAUGGAUAGUAUAUAAAAACUAAAGAGUUUCAAGUAAGAUAUAGUUAAAAAGAUGGCUAUUGUUUAUUUCCUUAACAAUAUAUCAAAUAGAAAUGCUUACUUAUUAAUAAAAAUGGUUAAUACAUCAAUUUAAUGAAGAAGAAUUAAAAUGACGAAUUUGAAAUGGGGCAGAUUAUUGAAUAUUAAACUAGCCGUAUAUAUGGAAGUAUGAGUGAUGAUGGAGAGUAUUUGAUCACAUGGGAUGAAUAUUCAAAAGAAAUUUAAAUCAGGAAAUAUCAAGAAAAAUGA
Molecule: messenger RNA, 699 nt
Organism: Paramecium primaurelia
Lineage: Eukaryota; Ciliophora; Oligohymenophorea; Peniculida; Parameciidae
Source: the annotation of a GenBank genome assembly